Messenger RNA from Ipomoea triloba (trilobed morning glory), 678 nucleotides. RefSeq lists its product as uncharacterized. Gene Ontology annotation, molecular function: nucleic acid binding; RNA-DNA hybrid ribonuclease activity. The transcript has a single exon. The coding region runs from base 1 to 678 and encodes 225 amino acids. Lineage: Eukaryota; Viridiplantae; Streptophyta; Magnoliopsida; Solanales; Convolvulaceae. The record is from RefSeq and is a predicted model, not a curated record.
AUGGCCAGUGAUAAUACAGAAGCGAAGUACAAGUUUGUGGCAUUAUGUUGGUCUAUCUGGGUAAGUAGGAAUGAUUUGAUAUGGAAUAAUAAACUUUGGGAUCCUGGAAAUGUUAAAAGUUUGGCUGUAUCUUUGCUAAAUUGUUGGACUAAUUUAUUUAUGCAUGGAGAGCAAAGCCGUGGUGGCAAUGUACAUGCAACAGCUACUGGAAAUGAUCUUGAAGAUUUAAUUAUUAUCCAUGUUGAUGCAGCGGUUAACCCAGGAGAAGAGAAAGGCUAUGUUGCUGCGGUUGUUUAUGAUGGGAGUGGUGUUUUUUUGGCAGCUAGAAGCUCGUCGGUCCGAUGUUUACAUGAUCCUCACUUAGCCGAGGCUAUGGCGAUUAAGGAAGCUCUCUCUUGGGCUAUGGAAUGUGGUUGGCGAAAGGUGAUGGUUUAUUCUGAUUGUCAACUUGUGUGUUCGCUGCUAAAGUCGAGAUCCCUUAAUUUAUCCUACGCAGGCUGUGUUCUUAAGGAUUGUCAUAAUCUAAAACGACACUUUGAUACCGUGUCAUUUGUUUUUAUUCCUAGAUCAGCGAAUAAGCUAGCUCAUGCGUUAGCUAGGGCUGCUAUUUCUCAGUCUGGUCCUCAUUGUUGGUUUUCUAAUUAUCCUACUUGUAUCCAACAUUUGGUGAUUAAUUAA